Messenger RNA from Hibiscus syriacus, 2153 nucleotides. Its product is annotated as GDP-L-galactose phosphorylase 1-like. Bases 589 to 1890 code for a protein of 433 amino acids. The transcript has 7 exons. Lineage: Eukaryota; Viridiplantae; Streptophyta; Magnoliopsida; Malvales; Malvaceae. Gene Ontology annotation, cellular component: cytoplasm. Gene Ontology annotation, molecular function: GDP-D-glucose phosphorylase activity. The record is from RefSeq and is a predicted model, not a curated record. Gene Ontology annotation, biological process: glucose metabolic process.
CAAAAACUCUACUUUACUGUAUACCUUAAAUCCUUCCAAAAAAAACUGCCUUCUCCUUCACUCCCCUCUUAUCUAUAUAUAUCCUUUUCUUCUUCUCCUUCCUUCCCUCACCAAGAAAAUCAGGAAAAAAAAGUUUUUAACUUUGGGUUUUUCUUUCUGUGUUUCACGGGCAAAUUUGAAGCUAAAUUGGUUGGGUGUUGGGUUAAAUUAGUUUAUCGGUGUUUUUGAAUCGUGAGUUUUUCGUUUCUUCGGGGGUAAUACCCUGGUUAGACAAAUUGUGGACAUCACGGCUAUACACAGAGUUCACCGGCCUCUUAUCCAUGCCCGAUCUGUUCGACCGAAGAGUUGUGUAACAGAGAGCAACCCUUCGCCGAACGGUGGGCGUGGAGCUUUGCCUUCCGAAGGCGGCAGUCCUUCGGAUCUCCUCUUCCUUGCUGGUGGUGGUCUAGUCUUUUAGAGUUUCAGUAGUAAGUAUUAACUAGCCUUUAGUCUAUUAAGGGAAAAAAAAGAGAAAAAAAUUACUGUCAUCGAAGAUGUUUAUUUAGAUCGCUCGUAAGAAUAAAUUGCUCGUAAGAAAGUAGUAAGAAGAUGAUGCUCAGGAUUAAGAGGGUUCCCACUGUUGUUUCGAAUCACCAGAAGGAUGAGACGGAAGAGACCGCUCGCCGUAACGGUGGAUGUGGAAAGAACUGCCUUAGGAGCUGCUGCAUUCCAGGAGCAAGCAAGAGGCUGAAUAAGAUUGAUGGCGAAGAAGAUGUGCUUGCAGUUGAGGACAACGAACCCCCUGUUGCUUUUCUCAACUCACUCAUUCUUGGGGAGUGGGAAGAUCGCAUGCAGAGAGGGCUCUUUCUGUAUGACGUUACUGCCUGCGAAACUAAGGUGAUUCCUGGUGAAUAUGGCUUCAUUGCCCAGCUGAACGAGGGCCGCCACCUGAAGAAGAGGCCAACUGAAUUCCGUGUUGAUAAGGUUCUCCAGCCCUUUGAUGGGAACAAGUUCAACUUCACCAAGGUCGGGCAAGAAGAGGUUCUCUUCCAGGUUGAGGCAAGUGAAGAUGUUGAAGUUCAGUUCCACCCAAGUGCUCCCAUCGAUGUUGAGAAUGCCCCAAGUGUUGUAGCCAUAAAUGUCAGUCCAAUUGAAUAUGGACAUGUGCUGUUGAUCCCUCGAAUCCUUGAGUGCUUGCCCCAGAGGAUUGACCGUGAGAGCUUCUUGCUGGCACUGUAUAUGGCAGUUGAAGCUGGGAAUCCAAAUUUCAGCUUGGGUGCAUUUGCUACAAUCAACCACCUUCACUUUCAGGCUUACUACUUUGCUCUGCCCUUUCCCAUUGAGAAAGCUCCCACUAAGAAGAUAACCUCUUUGAAGGAUGAAGUGAUCAUCUCAGAGCUUUUAGACUAUUCGGUCAGGGGUUUUAUCUUUGACGGUGGUUACACUCUUCAGAACUUGUCUGACGCUGUCUCUGAUGCCUGCAUUUGCCUUCAAGAGAACAACAUACCAUAUAAUGUCCUCAUCUCUGAUUGUGGAAAGCGGAUCUUUCUCCUUCCACAGUGCUAUGUUGAGAAACAAGCUCUUGGGGAAGUGAGUCCGGAGCUUUUGGACUCCCAUGUGAACCCAGCUGUGUGGGAAAUUAGUGGUCACAUUGUGUUAAAAAUGAGGAAGGACUAUGACGAGGCAUCUGAUGAAAACUCUUGGAGGCUCCUUGCCGAGGUCUCUCUCUCUAAUGAGAGGUUCCGUGAAGUGAACAAACUUAUUUUCGAAGCCAUUGCCAAUGGCGAAGAUAACAUCGAAAGCACUGCCAAUUCUAUGCUUAAGGAGCCCGUCGAAGAAAAGAACACCGUCACUAAAAGCUCCCACCGUACCAUGGUGUCCGGGACUCAAGAAUGCCUCGUUCAGCAGUAAGAACCGGCGUUGCACAAACCGAACUCUGCCCCUUGUAUUUUCAGUUUCGACUAUGUCUGUUUGGUGUCUAUGAUCGUGUAUGUGUGUUGUAUGGCACUGGUAGCCUAAAUAAGCAAACUUAGUUUGCCUUGAUGUGUAUGGUUAUUCAACAUUGUGAAAACUGCUAUCUGCGUGUUGGUUUGGUGAUUGGAUAAUGUAAAAUGACAUUAAUGUUGUGUAUUACGUGCUAAUAAAUAAGUGCAUGUGAUUAUUGUGUGCUGUUA